This is a messenger RNA of Schistocerca americana (American grasshopper), 4457 nucleotides long. RefSeq names its product balbiani ring protein 3-like. The record is from RefSeq and is a predicted model, not a curated record. Gene Ontology annotation, cellular component: basement membrane; extracellular region. Gene Ontology annotation, biological process: cell-matrix adhesion. Gene Ontology annotation, molecular function: serine-type endopeptidase inhibitor activity. The transcript is spliced from 21 exons. Bases 119 to 4300 code for a protein of 1393 amino acids. Lineage: Eukaryota; Metazoa; Arthropoda; Insecta; Orthoptera; Acrididae.
AAGCGGCAGUAAAGCGCGAUCGUAUGUGGCGCGGUGACCAGUGCUGCUGAGUUUGUUCGCAUUGAAGCUACGUGUGUGUUAACAUUAUAGUCGACAAGUUGCACAGGUCCACUACAGAAUGCAGUGGAGCGGCCGCGUGGGCACCAUUCUGCUGGUGUUAGCGGCGAUGCUGCAGCUGUCUGCUGGCCUCACAGGUUGUGAGCAGUUAAAACAAGAAGCUGAGAGACAUUCCCGAAUGUUGCAAGAACCUGUAAGAAUCCCUAAAUGCACCCACAGUGGUGAAUUUGAGCCUGUCCAGUGUAAUUCCAAUAGCUGCUGGUGUGUAGAUGAAGCAGGUCUUGAAUUAGCUGGAACACGAGCUCAGAGUCAUGAGCUCAUCAACUGCUCAGAUCCAAAGCCAUGUGCAGGGCCAACCUGUCGCAUGCUUUGUCCUCAUGGUUUUGUAAUGGAUGAGUCUGGAUGCCCAAAGUGUGAAUGCUAUGACCCGUGCAUAGAGCUCAAGUGUCCUGGUUCUCUGAUGUGUGAACUAGAAGAAGCUACAUGUUCCACACCACCUUGCCCCCCUAUACCAAAAUGUAAAAGAGGCCGCAGUUUGAAUGACCUGUGUCCAUCUGGAGAACCACUAAAAAUAACCAACACACCACGUCCAUUUCUUUGUGGUUUAUCACCUGGAAAGCCACAGUGUCCACCAUUAUACCAGUGUAUGGUUAACACCGGUCAUGAUUAUGGUGUGUGUUGUCCAGCAUCUUUCAGUCUCCAAAAACCUGGCUCUUGCCCAAUUUGGGACCAAAAUGACCCAAAUAAUUCUAUAACAUGUGGAAUGAAAUGUAAUUAUGACUUGGAAUGCCCAUCAAUGCAGAAAUGUUGUGAGACGGAUGUUUGUGGUAAACACUGUAGUCAGCCACAGGAUGUGACAGUUUGCCUUCAGCAAAAAUUGCUUGCUGAACUACUGUCCAUGAAUGAGAAAGAAGGAAAAGGAUAUAUCCCACAAUGUUCAGAGAGUACUGGAGAAUUCGAAGCAAAGCAGUGUAGUAGGAAUGGACUGGUUUGUUGGUGUGUUGAUUCCAAAGGAGACAAGAUAUCUGGAACAAUGGGGCCUGGAGCUAAAGUCAAUUGUGAAAAAGUGUCACGAACAAGAGGAACAGGGCGCAGUACAUCUCCAUCAUGUGAUCUCAAUAUCUGUGCACAAGUGUGCGAAUAUGGGUUUAAAACUGGAGAUGAUGGAUGCCGAACAUGUGAAUGUGAUAACCCAUGUGAAGGAUUCACAUGUGGUGAUGGAGAAGAAUGUGUUGCUGUCAAGGAUGACUCAUGCACAGAUUUCUUGUGUCCUACCUUACCUGUUUGUCGUCAAAAAAAGGCAUUUAUGAAUCUCUGUGGUGUAAGCAGUCCUCUAGUUGAUGCUGAAACUGGAGAAGCAGUAGAAUGUAAAAUAAAUAAUACAGCAAUUAAUUGUCCAAGCAAUUAUGAAUGUGUGUCUGCUAAUGACACAGAUCAUGGUGUCUGUUGUAUCAGUGAAGGUAGACCAGAACAAAUACAACUGGAUGUAUGUAUAUCAGAACCAGAAGAAAAUUGUGAAAGGUUAAUGCCAUGUCAGGCAGAUAAUGAUUGUGAAGAAUAUAGCAGAUGCUGUUUUAGUGAUAUUUGUGGUGCAGUAUGUAUGAGUACUCCAGUACCAGAAGAACGGCCACAGACAAUGUGUGAAUACUUGCGUGACUUCAAUGAUAAAAUGGAAGGAACAAGAGAAGGUAUGAGUCUUGCAUUACCUGCUCCUAGAUGCCAUCCAAAUGGUUCAUAUGAGGCAAUGCAGUGUUCAUUGCAUAAUGGCAGAGAAGAAUGUUGGUGUGUGGAUGAAUUUGGUUCAGAAAUACCCCAUUCAAGGAACAAUGGCUCAACAAACUGUGCAUCAUUACGUGAAGAAAUAUCAUGCCUGGGCCUUACAUGUAGGCUGGGUUGUGACUAUGGCUUUGAAAUUGAUCCAGAAACCAGGUGUCCACGUUGUGAAUGUAGGAAUCCUUGUGAUUCUAUCCAGUGUUCUUUAGAGGAAGAAUGUCAGAUGGUGGAGGUAAACUGUGAUGACGAAUUCUGCCCGUCUGUACCUGCAUGUCUGCCCAAGAAACCUGGCCAGUGUCCAUAUCUAAUACCAAUGAAUUCUGGAUCUUGUGACUAUGAAUGUAAGUCAGACAAUGACUGCAAUUCCACAUCAAAAUGCUGUUCUAAUGGAUGUGGAACACAGUGUAUUGAGCCUGUUCUUCUUACAGCAUGCCAACAUCAAAAGGCAAUAGUACAGCAUAAAGCACACGAGAAGGGCAUUCCAGCGAGGCAGUUGUAUGUGCCCCAGUGCAAUGAUGAGGAUGGGUCAUUUGAACAAAUUCAGUGUCAUCCUGUGAGCAGACAAUGUUGGUGCGUUGAUGAGAAAGGUGAAGAGCUGCCUGGUACCAGAGCACCACCUGAUGUACAGCCAUCCUGCAGUGCUCCUGCUGAAUGUCCUGAACUGGAAUGUGAGCCUUGUGAGCAUGGCCACCAUAUGGAUCAGUUUGGAUGCCAGACCUGCAAGUGUCGCAAUCCUUGUGAAGAUAUCUCGUGCAAUGGUGAUGGAGAGACGUGUCGCCUUGUUAAAGUAUCAUGUAUAGACAGGCCUUGUCCACCAGUACCCAUGUGCUUGCCACACAAAGAGAACCCCUGUCUCUAUGGACACCCUCUGUUGUUGAAAAACACAUCUAAAGUGAUGCAGUGUGGCCCAAAUGGCUUGCAGUGCCCUUCAUCACACAAAUGUCAUUUGAGUCCUUUUGGAGAAUAUGCUGUCUGCUGCCCAAAACCAAGAGAUGUGUGUUUUGAACCCAAAGAUGAAGGUUUUUGCAAUACAGCUAAUGAUUCUAGAUGGUACUUUAAUGCCGAGAAGAAUAAAUGUGAAAUAUUUAACUUUGGUGGCUGUGGAGGAAAUCAGAACAGUUUUGAAUCAGAAGAAAUUUGUAAUACUGUUUGCCCAGUUCUGAGUCAGUGUGAACGUCUGCGGGAGAAAAACCAAAAGAUGGCAGAAAUGUAUAAGAAACCUACUUUCAUUCCAAAUUGUAAUCCUGAUACAGGAAACUGGGAGCCAGUUCAGUGCUUGAAGCAUGUUGGUGUUUGUUGGUGUGUCAAUAAAAUUGGCGAACAUGUUAAAGGAUCACUUAUACGUGGUGAUUCACCAAAUUGUAGUUCCCGGCAAGCUCGUAGACGAAUGGAUGUGGAGGAAGAUACCUUGGCAGAAGAACUCUUAAGGGAAGUGUCUCAGUUAAUUGCUCAAGAAGAAUAUAUCCCAGAUGUGAUUGUGAAUGAAGAGGACAGUAUUAUGUUUGAAGAUGGUUUUAAAACAAGGUGCCAAGCACAGAAAGAAAAAUUGUCAGGUGCCAACUCUGCAUACUCGGUCGAAUGCGAUGCUGAGGGCAGAUUUUCUCCGACACAAUGUUACCCACGGAAUUCAGAGAAAUUUCCUGAAUGCUGGUGUGUUGAUGAAGCUGGGAAUCAACUUCCUAAUACCACUACAUUUCAGAGAGGCUCAAAAAUAUGUCUGCCUACGCCAGUGCAAGCUGUUGACAUCACUUUGGGCUUUCAUGGACAUUUCAGCAGAUCGCUUGAAAGCAAACUGGAAACAAAGAUAGCAAAAUUGUUGUUUGAUAUUGGUGCAAAAUUGAAGGACAAUGAACUAAGAAUUGAGGCCCAGCCAGAUACUAUAUUUAUAAACUUUUCUGUGAUUGGCAGCAGUAAGGUUGACGUGUCUUUCUUCUUGGAGCAAAUGGUCAAAAAUGAAAAACUGAUCCUCAAUAUUGGUGAAGGUCGUGCAGCAAAAGCCGAUAUUACAAUCUCACGCUUCACUCAUCGAUUGGCGGAUUAUGACUCAAAUGACAUAGAAUAUUCAGACCGUAUAAUAGCAUUAGAACACCGAGAAAUAGUAUCCCAGUCAACAGUGUCGAUGAUAACUCCAUAUCAAACAGCAAUCAUUGUACUCUGUGUUGGGUCUGCCUUUAUUAUCUGUAUAUUGGUUAUUGUCAUCAUUUUAUACAAGAAGAAGAUUGCAUCCUCUGAGCUUUCAGAAUCUCUUAAUGAAAAGUGUGCAGGACUGGAUCAAAGAUUUUUAGCUCAAGCUCCACCAAUAUAUGUGGUGUCCUUGCCACCAACUAAAACCAUGAGUGAUGAAUCCUCUCAUCACAAAUCAAAAGAGAUUCCGUGUCAGACCAAAGACAGGAAGGAUGGGGUGGCAGAUACCGUUGCCUCAAGUGAAGCAAAACUGGAAGACAGCAGGCCAGAUAAUGAUGUUGUGUAACAUUUUGAUGGUGCAGCAGAGUUGUGGUCCCUCUCUUUAGACUGAAUAAAUGUGACACUCAACUGGUACAAUUGAGGAAAUGAUGACUAUGUGAAAAAGAGCUGGUUCACAGUAUGAAAUGUUUAUUUCAUUUGUGUAUUAUAUGUAUAUUCACCAA